Molecule: messenger RNA, 2016 nt
Organism: Scaptodrosophila lebanonensis
Lineage: Eukaryota; Metazoa; Arthropoda; Insecta; Diptera; Drosophilidae
Product: bifunctional purine biosynthesis protein PURH
Exons: 6
Coding region: 90-1862 (590 amino acids)
Biological process (GO): 'de novo' IMP biosynthetic process
Cellular component (GO): cytosol
Molecular function (GO): IMP cyclohydrolase activity; phosphoribosylaminoimidazolecarboxamide formyltransferase activity
Source: RefSeq, a predicted model, not a curated record
ACGCGGACCGCAACGCUUCAUCGCAAUUGUUUUUAUACAUUUUUCGCCGAGUGAAACGCACACGCAGAAAUAGCAGCAGAAGCAUCAAGAUGGCAACUCAGAAAAUUGCACUUUUGAGCGUUUCGGACAAGACGGGUCUGCUUGAUCUUGGCAAGAAUCUCGCCUCACUGGGCUAUGAGCUGGUGGCUAGUGGAGGCACUGCCACCACACUGCGAGGUGUGGGACUUGUUGUCAAAGAUGUGUCCGACAUUACCGGUGCCCCAGAGAUGCUGGGUGGUCGCGUCAAGACGCUGCAUCCGGCCGUGCAUGCGGGCAUCUUGUCUCGCACCACAACAAGUGAUUUGGCAGACAUGAAGCAACAGCACUACGAUCUGAUUAGCCUGGUCGUGUGCAAUUUGUAUCCCUUUGCCAGCACUGUGGCCAAGCCCGAUGUGACAAUAGCCGAUGCGGUGGAGAACAUUGAUAUUGGCGGCGUGACUUUGCUGAGGGCCGCCGCUAAGAAUCAUCAACGCGUCACUGUCGUCUGUGAGGCCGCCGAUUAUUCACGUGUGCUGCGGGAGCUUGCUGAGCUGGGCGAUACUAAGCUGGAAACGCGGCAGAUGCUCGCUUUGAAGGCCUUCACACAUACUGCCAGCUACGAUGACGCCAUCUCGGACUAUUUCCGUAAACAAUACGGCGCCGGCGUCUCCCAGCUGAAUUUGCGUUACGGAAUGAAUCCUCACCAGAAGCCGGCCCAGCUUUACACACAGCUUGCCCAGCUACCAUUGCGCGUUGUCAACGCCUCGCCCGGUUUUAUAAAUUUAUGCGAUGCCCUGAACGGUUGGCAACUUGUCCGGGAGCUUAAGCAGGCCCUGAAAUUGCCCGCUGCUACGAGUUUCAAGCACGUAUCUCCUGCCGGCGCUGCUGUGGGUGUUCCGCUCAGUCCGGAGCAGGCCAAGCUGUGUAUGGUUGAUGAUCUGUAUGAGCUGCUGACGCCGCUAGCCACCGCCUAUGCGCGUGCACGUGGUGCCGAUCGCAUGAGCUCCUUUGGUGACUUCGUUGCCCUGUCCGAUGUAUGCGAUGUGGUCACUGCCAGGAUCAUAGCGCGUGAAGUGUCUGAUGGCAUUAUAGCUGCUGGCUAUGAGCCCGAGGCUUUGGAGAUUCUUAAGAAGAAGAAGAACGGCAGCUAUUGCAUCCUGCAGAUGGAUCCCAACUAUGAGCCAAGUGCUCUGGAGCGGAAGACCAUUUUUGGGUUGACACUGGAGCAGAAGCGCAACGAUGCUGUGGUAGAUGCCAGUCUCUUUAAAAACGUGGUCAGUAAACGAGGUCCAUUGCCCGCGGCCGCUGUGCGCGAUCUGACCGUGGCCACCAUUGCGCUAAAGUACACUCAAAGCAAUUCUGUGUGUUAUGCCCGUGACGGUCAAGUUAUAGGCAUUGGCGCCGGUCAACAGUCGCGCAUACACUGUACUCGCCUAGCUGGCGAGAAGGCCGACAACUGGUGGCUACGACAGCAUCCUCUCGUCGCCGGAAUGAAGUUUAAGACGGGUGUGAAGCGCGCGGAGAUUUCCAACGCCAUUGACAACUUUGUGAAUGGCACCGUGGGCAAGGAUAUGCCAUUUGCCCAGUUCGAAAGCAUGUUUGAUAAGCCACCUGCCCAGUUAACCGAAGCGCAGAAGCUGGAAUGGCUAAAUCAACUGAAUGGAGUCUCACUUGGCUCGGAUGCUUUCUUCCCCUUUAGGGACAAUAUCGAUCGUGCGCGUUUGAGUGGCGUUUCCUACAUAGCCAGUCCCGCAGGCUCAACUAAUGAUGCGGGUGUCAUAGCCGCUUGCGAUGAGCAUGGCAUAAUUAUGGCGCACACAAAUCUGCGUCUGUUCCACCACUGAUGACAAUUACGUAUACGAUUCCUAUCGAAAGUUUCCAAUUCAUGAAUCGAAUUUAAUGGUUUAUUGUUUAUGAUAUCGUAUAUCUAGGAGAAUUUAUUCUCAACUCUCGGCUUAAGCAUUGCACAUUCCUCAUACUGCAAACACGACAAUAAAG